Lactuca virosa is the source of this 1210-nucleotide messenger RNA. The record is from the annotation of a GenBank genome assembly. NCBI's taxonomy places the organism in Eukaryota, Viridiplantae, Streptophyta, Magnoliopsida, Asterales, Asteraceae.
GCAUCUAACCAAUUCGAAUCCAAAAGAAAAAAAGGUUAACUUUGAUUUAAAUUUCUUCCACAGUGGUCUCUCGAUAAAGGGUGUUUGCAGCAGCCAUUUUUUUUAAACUUUAGUCUGCGAAAAUGGAAAAACCCUACAAAAAGGAAGUGCUCCUCUUCUAUUGCGUGGAAUCCGAAGAACUUGCUCGCAAAAUUUCCGCUCAAUCGGACCUUAUUCAGCUCCAGUCCAUCAAUUGGAGGAGCUUUGAUGACGGGUUUCCUAACUUAUUUAUAAACAAUGCACAAGAAAUCAGAGGGCAGCAUGUUGCUUUUCUUGCAUGUUUCAGCUCUCCAGCUGUCAUAUUUGAGCAGCUUUCUGUUAUAUUUGCACUCCCAAGACUUUUUUGUUGCUUCUUUCACAUUGGUGUUACCUUUCUUUCCAACUGGCUCCUUUGAAAGAAUGGAAGAAGAAGGAGAUGUAGCAACUGCAUUCACCAUGGCAAGAAUCUUAUCAAAUAUUCCUGUAUCAAGAGGUGGUCCCACAAGCUUAGUUAUUUAUGACAUCCACGCUUUGCAGGAAAGAUUUUACUUUGGGGAUCAUGUUUUGCCUUGUUUUGAAACUGGGAUGCCCCUUUUGAAACAACGUCUUCACCAACUUCCUGAUGCUCAAAAUAUUGUGAUCGCCUUUCCAGAUGAUGGAGCUUGGAAGCGAUUCCACAAACAGUUGGAUCAUUUCCCUACUGUGGUUUGUGCAAAAGUUCGUGAAGGUGAUAAAAGAAUAGUAAGGUUGAAAGAGGGUGAUCCUUCAGGUCGCCAUGUGGUAAUUGUUGAUGAUUUGGUGCAAUCUGGAGGUACUCUGAUUGAAUGCCAGAAAGUUUUGGCAGCUCAUGGAGCAACAAAGGUGAGUGCUUAUGUGACUCAUGCAGUGUUCCCUAAAAAAUCAUGGGGGAGAUUUGUUCACACAGAUGAGAAGUCAAAGAGGGCGUUUUCGUACUUUUGGAUUACAGAUUCGUGUCCUGUUACUGUUAAAGAGAUUGCAAACAAAGCUCCUUUUGAAGUUUUGAGUUUGGCUGGAUCUAUUGCAGAUGCACUUCAAAUAUGAUGUUGUUUUAUUAUGUUGAGGUGUUUUAAAUUAAUGGUGCCUGUUUUGUGUUUAGAAUAAUGUGAUAUGUGGACAUGUUUGAGAGGAAGAAAAAAAGGAAUUGACACUUUGACAAAAAAAAAGUUAAUUA